AGUACUAUAUUUUCUAUGGUAAUAAAUAAUAUUAGUCUGAAGGUUGUUGUUAUAACAGGGGCAAGUUCUGGUUUGGGAGAAGCUCUUGCACAUGAAUUUUAUAAACAAGGUUGUCGAGUAGUUUUGUGUGCAAGGAGAAGACAAGAACUAGAAAGGGUACGAAAUGACCUUUUACAUACCCAUUGUCUAGUGCCAACACAUCAACCCAUCAUUGUACCAUUAGACUUAUGUGAUAUUAAAAGCUUAACAUCUCAUGUUAAUAAAAUAAUUUCGAUAGCUGGUCAAGCAGAUAUUUUAGUGAAUAAUGGUGGUAUAUCACACAGAGGUACUGUUCUUUCUACUGAUCUCGAAGUAGAUGAAACAAUUAUGAAAGUAAAUUACUUUGGAUCAGCUGCUUUAACAAAAGCCGUCUUACCUUCUAUGAUAAAAAGACGACAGGGACACAUAGUAUUUAUAAGUUCCGUUCAGGGUUUGGUCGCUCUACCCGAGAGGUCAGCAUACAGUGCAUCCAAACAUGCUUUACAAGCAUUCAGCGAUAGCUUGCGUGCCGAAGUAGCUUGUAACAAUAUAUUCGUUACAGUUGUUAGUCCAAGUUACAUUAAAACUAAGUUAUCCCUAAAUGCUUUGACAGGUUCUGGUGAAACGUAUGGACAAAUGGAUGCUACAACAGAAGCAGGAUAUAGUCCAGAAUUUGUGGCAGAAAAGAUUGUCAAAGCAGUAGUUGAAAAGAAAAAAGAAAUAAUUAUUUCAACGUUAUUACCAAAAUUAGCAAUAUUUUUAAGAAAGUAUUUGCCUUGUUUGUAUUUUUUGAUAAUGGCACACAGAGGUAAAAAAUCUUCAAAAUCGGAUGAUAACUGA
This is a messenger RNA of Anoplophora glabripennis (Asian longhorned beetle), 858 nucleotides long. Its product is annotated as dehydrogenase/reductase SDR family protein 7-like. Gene Ontology annotation, molecular function: oxidoreductase activity. Gene Ontology annotation, cellular component: membrane. The coding region runs from base 16 to 858 and encodes 280 amino acids. The record is from RefSeq and is a predicted model, not a curated record. NCBI's taxonomy places the organism in Eukaryota, Metazoa, Arthropoda, Insecta, Coleoptera, Cerambycidae. The transcript has 4 exons.